Molecule: messenger RNA, 3582 nt
Organism: Diaporthe amygdali
Lineage: Eukaryota; Fungi; Ascomycota; Sordariomycetes; Diaporthales; Diaporthaceae
Exons: 2
Coding region: 1-3582 (1193 amino acids)
Biological process (GO): transmembrane transport
Source: RefSeq, a predicted model, not a curated record
AUGCGAAUAUUCGAUGCAACCUAUCCUGAGAUUGAUUCUGGUCGGGCCUGCACUCCCUGCGACCAUGACGCCACGAGGAACCGAGCCAUCCAGCCGCAGGCUGUCGCACGGGGAAGCGACUUAGACGGAGCCGUGUACCACAGGAAGAGGAGAGGGAAUCCCGGGCUCGUGAGGCAUCUUCACUCCACGCCGACGCGCUUCGAUAGGGGCAUCACGACUACGAACAGCAAGCGAUCAUCGCGCUCUGCGACGAAACGCAGGAUGCGAUCCCUCGUGUGCCUAUCGCUCUUGGCGCAGCCCGCGGCCGCCGUUCUUCUCGACAAAUUCGACAACUGUCUCCCCGAUUCGACCAAGUAUAGCAAUCCUCUCGAAUUGCAAUGGGUCCCGCUCUACGUAGGGGCAACUUUCGACACCAAGAACAAAAGCCAUAAUCUCAGGAUCACCGUAUGGGGGAACGUGACAGGCCGUUACAACCCGACCGCAACACCCGAACUGCCUCCCUGGAACAGCGAUGAUUGGAGCAAUCCCAAUGUCACCGAUGGCAAGAUCGUCGACAACCCAUUCGCGGACACUGCGAACCUCCUCACCACUUUGCACAGCAAGAUCGACGUUGUGACCUACGAGCCCUACUCGGCCGAUUUCGACUUUUGCAAGGAUGCUCUGACGAAUGCGUCAUGCCCGUUGGGCCCCGUCUUCAACACAUCGGAAAUAACCUCGCUCGCUGGCCUGCCAUCCAUCACGAUGACGAAGGACUUCUAUUCAAGCUAUGCCUUCACAUCGUUCUCGCCCACUUUCUCCAUCAUAUAUGGCGAUGUCGUGCAAACAACCGUCGGCUGCAUCUCUGCCACAUUGACCCCGGAUCUCGGCGGGCUGGCGUGGAUGUUGAAGUUUCUGCCCCUCAUGGUCCUCCUGUCGGUCGGAUUUGCUACUGUCUUUGCCAGCAUCUACAGUCCGUGGGGCACCACGGAUAUCUUCCACUGGAGCUCCAACUUUGGAAGGCACAAUGACCUUCUCCGCUUGGUGACACCAGGCUUCGGCGACUGCCUGCAAUACAUUCAAUUUGUGGCGUUGACUGGCGGCCUUACUCUCAACUACCCUGGGUUCUUCCAGCCUAUCGUCAGCCAAGCGUCUUGGUCUGCGCUAAUGUUCAAUCAGAGCUUUGUGACCAAGGAUCCAGGGUGGCAGAACUUGAGGGACGGACUUUACUUCACCAACGGCACCUACGGCCUCCAUGAACUAGGCCAACUGGUCGGUAUGGGCAAUGUUGAGGACAUCUGGGCGGGCAUGAUGGUCUGGCUCCUAGGCAUAAUAGGGGCUGUGGCCGUCAUCACUCAAUUGGGGUUUGCAGUGCAAUGGGUUUAUCGCUUCGUGAAGAACGUCCAAGAGGAGGAUCUCCGCAACAAGAAUCUUCCCUUCACCGUAGGGAACGUUGUGAGGAUUGUGUUCAACUUCUUCCUACUACCUCUGGUGGCACUGUCCAUGUUUCAGCUGGUGGUUGCCGCCCAGUCACCCGCUUAUACGGUAGCACUCGCCGCCGCAACAAUCGUGCUGCUUCUCAUCUUUGCCGGGUGGCUCCUACGGCUUAUUACGACGACCAAACCGCGGUCAGUUUUGUUCGACGAUCUGCCGACCGUGCUGCUUUACGGGCCUCUCUAUAACACCUAUUCCGAUGAAGCCGCCGCCUUCGCCCUGAUUCCCGUCUUGUUGACGUUCAUCAGAGGUGUCGGGAUAGGCGCCGUGCAGCCUGUGGGAAUCGCACAGAUCAUUGUUCUGGCUAUCUGCGAAGUCGUGCAGGUGAUAACGCUGCACGCAUUCAAGCCCUUCUCGUCGCCCACGUCGAUGAAUGCGUACCAUACACUCUUUGCGGUGCUACGAUUCACGGUGAUUCUUCUCAUGACGGCAUUCAUUCCGCAGCUUGGGGUCACCGACGGCUCAAAGGGAUGGAUAGGAUAUGUUAUACUUGUGAUACACAGCGGCGUGUUGGUUCUGUGCUUCAUGUUGAACGCCUUGCAGACUAUUAUUGAGGUCAUCGCAAGGCUGAUGGGCGCAGGAGGAGAUGACAACAAGGGGUUGUCUCAAGGACCCUUGUCAAGAAUAUUCGGUGCUCGGCAGCUUUCCAGGCGAACCUCGCGACGUGGUGGUCCGUCCAGACAAAGUCAGUUGUCAAGCACAGCAAUGUUGAGUGCGCAAGAUCCAGCCCAGGCAGGGUACAUCGCACCAAGCGGCCGCCUCCGAAGCGAGUCAGCUGGCAGUGUGGUGCUUCUCAACGGUCGGCCUCAGAGAAGCUCAUCCGCCCUUGAUGCUAUGAGCUUUGACAAUUCGAUGCCGCCAUCUCGUCUCGAGGCUGGAACGACUUUCACACCAUCGACACCUGGCGAGACCAGCACAUACUCCUUCCUCCCAUCUCCCGUGGUGGGGCAGCAGAGCCGACACUCCGUACCGCCGAAUGCUUUAGUGGCAGACAACCCGGGAGACACAUUCUACAGGCCGCCGAGGAAGCGGGGGAAAACACUUGAUAACCAAUCCCCACAUUCUAGAGCUCGCGCGUCCUGGGGAACAAGUGGUGAGUGGUCUCAAAAGCGGACGAGCCAAAGUGGUGGAGCGGCGCUCGAUCCAGUUGACGUCGAUCCCAUCGACCGUGACCGCGAUCGUGAUCGCGCAACGCCUGCGACGUAUGCCUUCCCCACCAGAACAGACUACGCUACUCGUGAGGUCGACUUUUACUACGGCGUCCAGCGGGGUUCGAGGCUCAAUUCGGACGCGCCACAAAGAAAGUUGGGCACAGGGCCUGCAGACCCCACCGGGACAGUGGCCACUGCAACUGGCUGGUUCAAGAACAUGUUUAGCGGCAAGAGGAAGGAGAAAGGAAAAGGAUUUGAGGUUGUCCGGAGCUCACGCAUGCCUCCUGCCAUGCGGUCGGAUCAAGCCUACGAUGACACAGAUCCUCCUGAAGGGACACCUGUAGCGAUGGGAGUGCUAAGGAAAGGACCCAUCGACUCAGAUUCCGACGAAGGAACUGCCAAGCGCCCGCCGCCCGCCGCGCAAGGCGAUGAACCUCCUCCGACGGCUCGAUUACUCAAUGACGAUGGCGUCAGCAUAGAUGAAGACGCUGCUGACGAGCCUGGGGACCUGAGCUCUUCUCGAAACCCACCAGUGCUGCCUGACCUGGAUGCGGGAGGAAGCUUUCACGUACCCAGUCGCGCAGUCUCGAAAACCAGCCACGCCUCCGAGAGGAUUGACGUAGUCCGUGGUGAUAUUCAGAAAGCAGUGCCUGAUGUUCCCAGGAAGAGUUCCAGGCGCAAGUCCGACCUGAUAAGCGGACUGACUCUGAACCUGGAUGCGCCGCCACCUCGGGGACAAGAUCAGGCAACAUCUUCACGCCUACCUUUUCAGCCGUUGUCGCGGAACGUAUCAGCAGAUCAGAGAACAUCCUCGAUCUCCUCGCUCGGGGCGGAGUCUGACACGCACCAGCUGUCCAGUGAGAACCGCUUGGGCACCGUGACCCAUGGUAGUAUCAACAGAUUCCCAUCAGACUCCCGGGGAAAGAUCGAGGGCAGUUCAGCUGAGUUCGUUGAUCGUUAA